AUGAAGUAUGCAUUGACAAAAUUACCCCACCAUAAUAAUAAAAUAAUGGUUGUGGAAACCUGUAAUAUUCUUGAUUUUAGUUACUACAAUGUGUUAACUAAAAAUAAAGUUUAUCAUUACGACGACAGCGAGAAACGAUUUAAAUGCAUCAUUUUACGUCUAUCAGAGUCACGGGAGGAAUUAUCCGACGAAAAUAUUCGCGUUCGAGACCCGGUGAUAACAAAUCCUUCAUCUCUGGAUUCAUCGACCAGUAAUGAUAUGGAAGUGGAAUCAGGGGUCGCUACUGCUAAAUUAUUUAGAAAGAACAAAAAACAAAGUGAAUUGAAGAGUAAGAAACAGAAAACAGAGGAAAUUAUUCAAGUAUAUAAAGAAAACAGGAAAAGUAAUAAUCAACAAGUAAAGGUCUCCAAUGUACACAAAUUAGAUGAUGGCUUAGAGACUGAGCAAUCAGGAUUAAAUUUAUUCAAUGAUUAUGAUUACAUUCAAAAUCAUUUUGAUCCGUCUGCUGAUACGGGAGAUUAUGAUAACAUUCAAAAUCAUUUUGAUCCGUCUGCUGAUACAGGAGACUCCAGCGAUGGACUUGUUUCACCAAGGAAUAAGCGGCUGAUCAAAAGUAGACAAAUCAUUUCAGAAACUGACACGGAUGACGAUAUGUUUGAUGAAAGACAACCUGAACACAUUGAACCAAUUGUUAUCAUAGAAGAUAAACGCAGUGAAGCAAGAGGGGCAGAAUUUAAUCAUGAUAAAAAGAAGGCUCCGCUGUCAAGGUCAUCACAGCAGAAUUUUUCUCGUAGUCGUCCUAUUUUAACUGACGUAACGAACCUAAGUCCAAAUCCGAUGAUGAGGCGACUGAUGGAAGACAACAGACAAAAAGAAGAAGAAAUUUCAAAAUUAAAACUUGAGGCUCAACAAUUGAGAUUGCAAGCAGCUUCUGAUGGACAAAAACUGCAGCAACUACGACAGCAAGUACAACAACUACAACAACAACAACAACAACAACAACAACAUCAACAACCCCAACCACAGCAACGAUCACAUCAACAGCAGCGUUAUGAUCCUUAUUACUAUCUAGAUCACGAUAUGUUUGACGUUGGAGACAACACAACCAUACCAAGUACUAAAGCACGUGCAGCUUUUAAUGCCGAAACCCCGGCUAAAUUUGUUUCAAUUAUGUCUCAUGCUAUGUGGAAUAUUGAGACCCUUUCGCAACGCGUUGUGCGCCGACAAAAAAAUACAAGAGGACGAGAAGAAUUAACUCCACGAAAAAAAGAGUUACUGAAAAUUCAUUAUAGAUAUUACUUGGAACAACAAAAUUAUCCCAAAGGAGAGUUUAAUAGAGAAGUAAAUGAUGUGACGCUAAACAAGUAUUUGGACAGAGCCAUUCAGUCAGCGAAAAGACUAUUUAAAGAAAAUAAUUAA
Molecule: messenger RNA, 1419 nt
Organism: Microplitis mediator
Lineage: Eukaryota; Metazoa; Arthropoda; Insecta; Hymenoptera; Braconidae
Exons: 6
Coding region: 1-1419 (472 amino acids)
Source: RefSeq, a predicted model, not a curated record